Molecule: messenger RNA, 4382 nt
Organism: Myripristis murdjan (pinecone soldierfish)
Lineage: Eukaryota; Metazoa; Chordata; Actinopteri; Holocentriformes; Holocentridae
Gene: pggt1b
Product: protein geranylgeranyltransferase type I, beta subunit
Exons: 9
Coding region: 33-1127 (364 amino acids)
Biological process (GO): protein geranylgeranylation
Cellular component (GO): CAAX-protein geranylgeranyltransferase complex
Molecular function (GO): CAAX-protein geranylgeranyltransferase activity
Source: RefSeq, a predicted model, not a curated record
GGAAAAGGUCGCUCAUAGGUGCGGACGCAAAGAUGGCGGAAGAAGAGAGCCAGUUAGAGGAAUUUGAACAAAUAGACUUUUUGAGAGAUCGCCAUGUACGGUUUUUCCAGAGAACUCUUCAGGUUUUGCCCGAGAGAUACGCCUCUCUGGAGACAACCAGGUUGACUGUGAUGUUUUUCGCCGUGUCUGGUUUGGACGUGCUGGAUGCUCUGGAUGUGAUCGACAGGAACAACAUGAUUGAGUGGAUCUACUCUCUCCAAGUCCUGCCCACGGAGGAUCAAUCCAAUCUAAGUCGUUGUGGGUUUCGAGGAUCCUCACAUAUUGGAAUUCCUUACAGCGUUAAGGGGCCAGGUGUGCUCCAUCCAUAUGACAGUGGUCAUGUAGCCAUGACCUACACUGGGCUGACCUCACUACUAAUACUAGGUGAUGACCUGAGCCGGGUCAACAAACAGGCUUGUCUGGCUGGUCUCAAAGCACUGCAGCUAGAGGACGGCAGUUUCUGCGCCGUGCCAGAGGGAAGUGAAAAUGAUAUCCGGUUCAUCUACUGCGCUGCAUGUAUCUGCUACAUGCUGGACGACUGGUCAGGCAUGGACAUCCAGAAAGCCAUAGAGUACAUCAGAGGAAGUAUGUCGUACGACAACGGGUUUGGUCAGGGAGCUGGGCUCGAGUCUCAUGGCGGCUGGACGUUCUGUGCCAUCGCCUCUCUGUGUCUGAUGGGUCGCCUGGAGGAGGCGCUGAGUCAGCGGGAGCUGGACAGGAUUCGGCGCUGGUGUAUCAUGAGGCAGCAGAGCGGCUUCCACGGCCGACCCAACAAACCUGUAGACACAUGCUACUCCUUCUGGGUGGGAGCUACACUAGAGCUUCUGGAUGUGUUCCAGUACACAAACUAUGAGAAGAACAGGAACUACAUCCUAUCUACACAGGAUCGGCUGGUUGGGGGUUUUGCUAAGUGGCCAGACAGCCAUCCAGACCCUCUCCAUGCCUACUUAGGGCUGUGCGGUUUGUCUCUGAUCGGGGAGCCGAAUCUGAGGAAGGUCCACCCAGCUCUUAACAUCACCCAGAGAGCCUUUCAGCACCUCCAGCAGCUGCAGCAGACAUGGAGGGACAAUGCAGGCACCUGUACCUGACAGCACUGACAAAAGGAUGACUACAGCUCCAAACAGGUUUUGGGGAUCAGGAACGUUUUUAUAGACUCCAGUUACACAGUCAGAACUUCCUGGAACGAAAUACGAGUCCACCUAAAGUGACAUUUUUGUUAAGCAAUAUAAGUCAGACCUUUCUCGCUGCCUUUUACUAGACGACAAUGGUAAAUAAUAGACAGUAGAAUUUGUCUGUUGAUAGUGCGAUAACAUUUUUGUGCCAGAAAGUAAAAUCUGAGUCACUGGAGGCUUGAAGACAUUCCAGAUGCCUCAACUUUGCAACAUUUUUUUGACAGUUACGGUUUUGGACAAUACCUGCUUACCAGCCAGGGAUGUAGACUGCUGAUCCCCUCUCUAUGGACAAUAACAAACCUUAUCCAGUGUCAUUCAGAAUCCCACGUUGAACCCAGACGUGGUCUGGGGGAAGAUCUCAAGUGGUUCUUCAGAUUGUUGUGGAGUCAAAGGGGAGCUUCAGCAGCCUAAUGUUUUUGACUGAGCAGUUAUAAUUUUAUAUGAAGUGAUUAGCUAGGCUAUUUUGCUAUCGCUGCCUCAUGUCCCUUUAAUUUGGGAUGAAAGUUUGAAACCCUGCAGAUAAACCACAUUCUCAGACAAAGAAAAUCACUCCAAGGCACUAUCCACCUUACACUAUAUAGCCUAAUAUUUGGUACCUUGCUUUCAUAAACCGUCCAACAACAAGACCCGUGUACUCUCCUUGAACUUCUCCAAAGCCUCCAGCUUUCCAGUCCCAGUGCCUUGCAGGUCCAUUCCCCCAAGUCCCUCCCUACUCUCUUCAACUUCCUGCAUCUGUUUCACUGAAGGCUUUCUUCUGGUAUUUGGAGAGGAUGAAGUGGUAAUGGUAUCAGUGGGGCAGAUUUCAAGUAGAGGUAGCUACAACUACGCAACAACCUUUCAGAGCAAAUCUAUAAUUGUUGGAACGUAUCCAAAAUCUCCUACCCAACAACAAAAAAAUAAAUAAAAAUAAAAAAAUAAAAACAACUAUUUGACCUCAGCUAAGCUCUUAUCUUCACAGAAGAACAUAGAGAAUAUAUUUCAUAUUUUUCUUGAGGCAAACAGAAGCAGGAGGUGGGCUUCUUGAGGGACUUAAAAACCAAGGGGAGAAUCCUGGAUUCCCUGCAAGGCAGUAGCUGUCCUUUUUAACAGCAGAUACUAGCCGGACAGCCCCUGGCUACUCCACUCAAAACUGAACUGAGCACCCUCCACCCUCCACCCCACACCCCACACCCAACACCCCCACCACCACCACCUUCCUCACCCCCUGCGAGCUACUAACAUCUCUAGAAACAAUGAUAGAAGGAUGAGACUUUGGCAUCAUAAAGAUGAGGAAAUGUAUUGCUUUUGUAAACAGCACUGGGAAUUAAAUGUUGAUUUUUUUUUUUUUUUUUUUUUUUUUUAACAGAAAAGAUAUAGGGCAAAAAACAAAAUAAUGCACAUGAACAGAGCUUCAUUAAAUAUGAUGCCAAGAGUCUAAUUAUGGAAACUGUUUUCUAUGGUGCUGUUGAACCCUGUUGAACCUUGAAUCCUCACACUUGUAGCCAUAUACAAUUCACCCUGUCGACUCCAUUGUUACUAAAGCACAAAUCAGUUUUUCAUUGCCUACACAUAGCUCAAAGGUAUGGUAGAACAACACAGAGCUAUAAAUUAUAUCCUAGUUGUGGCACAUAGAGGCAACCAGCUUUGUUGUUUGUGUGCCAACAGUGGGGAUGGAUAAAUCUUAAAAUGGUGACAAGGUAGGCACUGAAAUAAUGAGUUAUGCUCAACUUGCUCUGCUUGCAUCCUCCUCGCUCCGAGCCUCAGAUGCUCAGACACUGAAAUUUCCUGCCCCCCCUGCUGAAGCCACACCCUUUCCUUUUUAAGACUACUGCCACUGCGACCACCUGCUCCCCAAGAUGACAAGUGAGAGGGAGACAGUAUCAUCACAGCAGGUCAGACAGUACAAUGGUCUCAGUCUGCAACAUGUCGCCUGCGAGAGACUACACUCCCAUCCUUUCUACGCAUGUGUGCAGCCCCAGUUCUGACUGGCUCUGAUGAUACUGUCCCCACCUUUUUUUUUUUGUCUUUUCAGCAGCCAGCCCCUUAAAUGAAGCCGUAUCUGGCCUUGUUCUCCUCCCUCCCCCCAAAUCACCCCUUUUUAUAGCAAUAGAAACCAGAUCAGGCAGACAGAGGACAGGAGAGAAGAGAGGAGAGGUAAAUGAAUAAAUCAUUCGAGACAUCCAUUAUUGAAAGUAAACUGUCCCAGACUGGAAUCUCCUCUCCUCUCUGCCCAACCUCCCAUCUUCACAAGAACUGAGCCCCAGAAUCUUACAGCCUUGGUUUAGUGUGAGGGCAGCUGCUUUUUAGUGAGCACUACCUUCAACUUAAAUUUAUAGUGUCAUAUUACUUUGUAUGCAUAUUUUGCCUGGGACUGUAAGCAUAUAAUUCUGUCUGUGCUGUCGCUGACUUAUCCAUCUGUUACUUGGCAUUUGUAUCAUUUUACAGAAACUACGCACGUUUUUAGCCACAGUUACAAAGUAUGUUGAAUAAUUUGACCAAGGACGUUGUUCACGUAAAUGAAUUUCAUUGAAGUGGCUGGAUUGUCAGAACGUCAGACUUGCUUCAGCAAAUUCAAACAAUUUUUGCCUUGUAAUUAUUUGCUGUGUGUGUUAGAGAUAUUUUUAUUUAACAAAAAACAAACAAAACAUUGUUAUGUGCAUUUGGCUGUGAGUGGGUCUGGUAAGAAUCUGAGGUGCACUGAGGGAAAAUGCAGAGGAAGGGAACAGGGGAAAAAAAACACUGUAAUCUGUGGUGAAGCAGCUACUGCAGGUCUGUAUAGCCAAAUCAAUUGAAAUUGAAUGACCUCGGCUUCCAUGCAUCUUCAGCAGCCUGUGUUUGUGGUAAACUUACUGGAUUAUACAAGCUCCUCGGGGUGCACUGCUGUCCUUAGCGUUAGGUUGACCAAGUCACAGUGCCAGACCACUCACUCAAACUUGACUCUCUCAAAUGUGCCUCAUGCAGCAUUGCUCUGGGUGAUUGCUCUCUGAAUCCUCUCUUAUUUCCUCCUUUUGUCUGAAUUCACUGCAAAUUCACCACAGCAUGCUUAAAAUGGCCUUGGCUAGAUUUCUGUUGUUUCCAGUCAAAAAAAAAAAAAAAGCAUUUGAGAUAAGUGGUUUGGGAGGUUUGUCCAGUCUCAUCAUGUCCGAUCGAUAGUGUAUUUCCGGAAGUAGGGAGGAAUUCAUUGAGACAGAG